AACGCGGCUUGGCAUCCAGUUGAGACCAUUGAGACGGAUCAGUUCGCCGAUAAUGUCCAAAUACACGAAAUUGGCUCGAGGCAUUUGCGAUGUGCUGCUUUGGGGCGCGUUGACAGCGGCCAGUUUGCUGCUCAACAGGUUGGUGAAGCCCUUCAAGCGUGGCUUCUUCUGCGGCGAUGAGUCACUCGGCUAUCCGUUCCGGGAGAGCACAAUUGGCACUGCUUUGGUCAUUGGUAUCACGCUCGCCGUGCCCACAGCCGUCAUCAUUGUCGUGGAGCUGUUCAAGCAGUUGCCACUGCCCGGUGGCCGGGAGAAACGUGAGACUGGCUGCCGUUUGUCGCAUCGUCUGGGGCAGGUGUACAGGCAGGCAGGGUAUUAUCUGUUCGGUCUGGCCAUGCUCACGUUUGCGACGCUGCUGACAAAGCUGUGCAUUGGCCGGCUACGUCCGCAUUUCUAUGCCGUCUGCCAGCCGAUGUUGAGCGAUGGCACCGACUGCGAGGCGCCACAGAAUGUGGGACGCUACAUCGAUGGCUAUGUGUGCAGCAAUGCGAACAUGACGGACUUUCAGUACGAGCAACUGAAUCAAUCGUUUCCCAGCGGACACGCCAGCAUGAUGAUGUAUGCGAUGCUCUACCUGGCCAUCUAUCUGCAGGCGGCGCUCAGCACACGCAUCUCCAAGCUGCUCAAGCAUCUGCUGCAGUUCCUCUUCGUCAUGUUCGGCUGGUAUGUGUCGCUCACCCGGAUUACGGACUACUGGCACCACUGGUCCGAUGUCCUCGCUGGCAUCAUCUUUGGCGUGAUCUUUGCCUGGCUGACGAGUGUCUAUGUUGCCGAUCUGUUUGCCUUCAAGCGCUGCAAUCGGACCGGUUACUCCGCAAACACACUGAUGAAGAAGCCACAGGUCUCACCCAAGAGCUCCACCAAAUCCCAAUCGAAUGCGGCAGCGGCGGCGGCAGCAGCAGCAGCCGUUGUGGCAGCCAACAAUGGCUUGCAACCCGCCCUGCCCGCCUACACAUUUGGCACCCUGCCCUAUCUGCCAGCGCAUCCGGCGCAGGCGCAAUACGCCCAAACCUAUCACAACUACGGCUAUGUGCCCUGAGCUCAAGGAUCGGGGAUGUGUUGAUCGCUUGAGGCAGGUGCUCUCGUAGAACUCCUCUAUGAAGCCUCAAAAACAAAAUGAAAGAAAAUCUGUUUUUUAUUAGCAUUAGGCAUUCGAAUCAAUAUUAUAUUGUUAAUAAUAAUAAGUAAAAACAAA
This is a messenger RNA of Drosophila grimshawi, 1255 nucleotides long. RefSeq names its product putative phosphatidate phosphatase. The coding region runs from base 53 to 1099 and encodes 348 amino acids. Gene Ontology annotation, biological process: phospholipid dephosphorylation; signal transduction; phospholipid metabolic process. Gene Ontology annotation, molecular function: phosphatidate phosphatase activity. Lineage: Eukaryota; Metazoa; Arthropoda; Insecta; Diptera; Drosophilidae. The transcript has a single exon. The record is from RefSeq and is a predicted model, not a curated record.